Tilletiaria anomala UBC 951 is the source of this 2401-nucleotide messenger RNA. Its product is annotated as acetyl-CoA synthetase-like protein. Gene Ontology annotation, biological process: long-chain fatty-acyl-CoA metabolic process; long-chain fatty acid metabolic process. Gene Ontology annotation, cellular component: lipid droplet; plasma membrane; endoplasmic reticulum. The record is from RefSeq and is a predicted model, not a curated record. The transcript has 4 exons. The coding region runs from base 291 to 2291 and encodes 666 amino acids. Lineage: Eukaryota; Fungi; Basidiomycota; Exobasidiomycetes; Georgefischeriales; Tilletiariaceae. Gene Ontology annotation, molecular function: long-chain fatty acid-CoA ligase activity.
CGCAUCCUCAUCCUCCUACAGAGUCCAUCUUCGCCACCCCUUCUCCCACAGACCCAUGGAAAGUUUCCCCGCAUAUAUAUAUCUCCCACAAAUGGUUGCUAACCCUUGAUUCGUGCUGUCGAUGUACAACAAGGGAUAACGACACAGAGAGAGAAACGGACAGCGUCCAACACUGGCGGUGAUCGACCACAGCCUUUCUGCCGCCUUUUCCACAGCACCAUAGCAACAGAGCACCCCAUCCCCCUCCUCCCUUUCCCAAGCGACCCGCCUCGCACCGCAGCAACGCAACGAUGGCGCCACGUCAAGCAACCGUCGAGGUAGGCGAGGCGAAACCAGGCGAGACCAAGGUCCGCCGCUCGUUCUGCUCGCCCGACAAAUUGGUUGAGCGGCCCGUCGAGGGUGUUAAUACCAUGGCCGAGGUGCUGGAAUAUGCAGUCAAUAAGUUCGGGAGCAAGCCCAUGGUCGGAUAUAGAGAUUUGAUCAAGAUGCACAAGGAGGAGAAGGAGAUCACCAAAAAGGUGGACGGAAAGUACCAGAAGGAAAAGAAGACAUGGGAGUACUUUGAGCUGUCGGACUACAAGUACAUCACCUACAAAGAGUUCGCGGACCGCGUCAAGGUCAUCUCCAGCGGCCUCAUCCACCUCGGCCUUAGCAACAGCACACGUUUUAACAUUUAUGCAUCUACAGCCGUCAACUGGCAGCUGAUGGCCCACGCCUGCUUUGCACAAGGGAUCACCUUCUGUACUGCUUAUGACACGCUCGGCGAGGAGGGACUGCAGCACUCGCUGGACGAGCCCGAGGUCGUCGGUCUGUUCACUAACGCUGAACUGCUCGGGACCCUCGGCAAUGUCGUCGCGGACACGCCGCACCUUAAGUACGUCAUCUACGAUGGCGAAGACAAGAAGGGCGCGCUGGAGAAAAUCACCAAGACGCUCGAGGAGCGCGGGGGACGGACGCUGCACCUCGAUGAGCUCUUUAAGGAGGGAAAGGAGCACCCUGCUGAGCCGAAUUUGCCCAAGGCGGAUGAUAUCGCUGCGAUCAUGUACACAUCUGGCUCGACGGGCAAGCCCAAGGGUGUAAUCCUGAAGCAGUCUAACAUCGUUGCAGCCAUUGGCGCGGUGCUGUUGUUGCUCGGCGACUAUCUCCACCCGAUGGACACAUUCCUCGCGUACCUGCCCUUGGCGCACAUCCUCGAGUUUGUCGUCGAGUGCGCACUGAUGACCGCCGGCGUCACCAUGGGUUACGGCCGCGUCAAGACGCUGACAAGCAACAGCACGCGUAACUGCCAGGGCGACUUGCAGACGUUCCGCCCGAGCGUGCUCGUCGGCGUGCCCGCAGUGUUCGAACUGAUCCGAAAGGGCAUCGCCGCCAAGGUCAACGCCGGCGGCAGCAUCAAGAAGAACGUCUUUAACGCCGCUAUGACCAUCAAGAAGAACAACGUCCCCAUCCUCACCAGGGUUGUCGAUAAUGUCGUCUUCAAGCAGGUCCGCGACCAGACCGGAGGUCGCCUCCGCCUCGCACUCAGCGGCGGUGCGCCGCUCUCCCGCGAGACGCAGGAGUUCCUCAACGUCGCGCUUGUCCAGUUGCUGCAGGGAUAUGGCAUGACCGAGUCGUCUGCGAUGUGCGCCAUUUUGACGCCCGAAUUCUACCAGUACACCUGCGUCGGUGUGAUCAGCCCUGCGAUCGAGUGCAAGCUCAUCGACGUCCCGGAGGCGGGCUAUUUUGCUUCGAACGAUCCACCGCAAGGCGAGAUCCUGAUCCGCGGCCCGGCGGUGACGUCCGGGUACUUUAAGCGCGAGGAUGUGACAAAGGAGACCAUCUCUGACGAUGGCUGGCUCAUGACGGGCGAUGUGGGCCAGUGGAACAAGGACGGCACGCUGAGCAUCAUCGAUCGCAAGAAAAACCUCGUCAAGCUCUCCGGCGGCGAGUACAUUGCGAUCGAGCGCCUCGAGUCGACGUACAAGGCCAGCGAGGUCGUCUCGAACAUCUGCGUCGUCGCCAACAGCAACGCCAAGCAGCCCAUGGCUGUCAUCUUCCCGCACGAGCAGAACCUCAAGGGCGCUCUUGGCUCUGACGCUGAGCUCGCCGAGCUGAUCAAGGACAAGAACGCCAGGAGUGUCGUCCUCAACGCUGUCAAUCAGGUCGGCAAGAAGGCUGGUUUCAAGGCCAUGGAGCAACUCCAGACUGUCAUCCUUGUCUGCGAGGAGCUGCCUAUGACCGCCGCGCAGAAACUCGAGCGGAAGAAGGUGGAGGAAAAGUACAAGGACCAGAUCAAUACGGUCUACCCGUAGAUUUGGAAAGGCUUCUACCGACUCUCCUAUUCCCGCCUCGUCUCGUCGCUCUCGACCGAUAGGCUCACUCUUCCCCCUUUUGGCAUGUUCUCGUAUGACUGCAUCGCGGC